GACUAUUAGGUGGAGCAGUUGAAGGCGGCAUUAAAAUCGAGUUAAAGUGAAAGUGAGCUCUACAGUUAGUCUGGAGAGAAACGUAAAGAAGGUUUGGAGAUAAUCACGAAAUGAAGUGUGUUUGUUUCAUGAUUCUGUUCUUCCAUCAUGCUUUCUCAGAAACUUUUCGGUUGGUUGGUCCAGAUGUUCCUCUAUAUGCAGUUACUGGUUCUGAUCUUGUUCUGCCUUGUUUGAUUGAACCCAAAACCAGUGCAGUGGACAUGAGAGUGGAGUGGUUCAGGCCAGACACAAAAAACUCACUAGUACAUCUUUAUACAGAUCACACAGUAAUUAAUUUAGGGCAAAUUCCAUCUUACAAAGGGAGAACAGCUUUAUCUGAUGAGAAGCUGGAGAAAGGAGACGCCUCACUGCUGUUAGCUAAUGUUCAAGUUUCUGAUGAGGGGAAAUACAAAUGUUACAUUGUCGCUGAAACCUUGUAUGAUGAUUUCACUGUUCAAGUAAAAGUUGAAGCUGUUGGAACAGAGCCACUGAUAACUCUGGAGAGCUUUGAUCAUUCAGGAGGAUUCAGUCUAUUGUGUGAAUCUAAAAACUGGAGGCCUGAGCCAGAGGUUCUGUGGCUGGGUGAUGAGGGAAUCAACCUGAGUGGUGGAGUAACAGAAACACACAGAGACGGAGAAUUCUUUAGUGUUCAACAACGUAUCACUGUACUCAACGGUGACGCAGGCAGGUUCUACUGCAGAGUCCAACAGAGACAUCACAUGAAGGAGACUGAGUUGAUCAUCUCUAAUCAGAUUUUCUCAGCAUGGAAAACUGCUGUUAUCUGUGUUUCAGUUGGAAGUUUGAUCAUGAUCAUAGGAAUUGGGUUUGUAGUUUUCAUGAGUUGGAAAGUUAAAAGAUGGAGAAAGGAGUACGCUGAGAAAGUGCUUGAAGUCCAAACAUCCCUAAAAAAGCCUGGUGAUAAUCGUCUACAUGGAGUUGAUUUUUCUCCUGUUCAGUGGGCAGCGGUGGUGGUUGCUUUAUGUAACUCAGAUAAGGAGCUGGAAGAGUUUAACCUGAAGAAAUACAUGUCGUCAGAUGAAGGGGUUCGAAGACUGCGGCCAGUGAUUCAAUCAACAAAAGGAGCUGUGUUGGCUGGUUGUGAUCUAACAGAGAAAAGUUGUGAAGUUCUGUCCUCAGUUCUCAGUUUAAACUCCUCCAGUCUGAAACAUCUGAACCUGAGUAACAAUAAACUGAAGGAUUCAGGAGUGAAGCUGCUCUCUGCUGGACUGGAGAAUCCACACUGUAAACUGGAGAUACUGAGGUUGUGGGGUUGUGAUCUAACAGAGAAAAGUUGUGAAGUUCUGUCCUCAGUUCUUAGUUUAAACUCCUCCAGUCUGAAACAUCUGGACCUGGAUAACAAUAAACUGAAGGAUUCAGGAGUGAAGCUGCUCUCUGCUGGACUGGAGAAUCCACACUGUAAACUGGAGAUACUGGAGUUGAGGAGAUGCAUUAUUACAGAUGAAGGUUUUACUGCUCUGGCUUCAGCUCUGAAAUCAAAUCCAUCAUCACGUCUGAGAGAACUGCAACUGUACCAAAAUUAUCCAGGAGAAUCAGGAGUAAAACUGCUCAAAGAUCUACAGGAGGAUCCACAAUGUAACCUGAAGAAACUAUACUUCUGAUUUUAAUAAAUGUUGAAUUAUGAGAAGAAGAAGAUGAAGAGCAGUGGAGAUAAACACCAUCUACUCUUCACACUGGGAUUCUAUAUGACGCUUUGUUCAGCUUCUUACUGCUCAAAUCUGUAAACAUGCUUUCUGUAUAACUAUGAUCUUCUCUCAUGACAUCACUUCCUGUACAAGAUCAACACUCUCAAACCUUAACUGCUGAUAGACCUUCAUCUCCUCCUUCUAUACGUCAGUACUGAAGCAAUGAAAUUGGAGAGUCCAUUCUGGUACCAGCUGAAUUAAUCUGAUAGAUUGAGUUAAGAGCUGCAAAACAGGGUGAGGGUCAAUGAGGACUUUUCUUUAGAAAACCCUGUAUUAGCUUGAUGCAUUAGCAUGCUGUUCACUAUCUAGAAAGAUAUCCUUUAUUUGUCAUAUAUACAUAUACAGAUGUACAGUACAAUGAAAUUCUUUCUUCGCAUAUCCCAGCUGGUGUUGGAAGCUGGGGUCAGAGCGCAGGGUCAGCCAACUUACGGCGCCCCUGGAGCAGACAGGGUUAAGGGUCUUGCUCAAGGACCCAACAGUGGCUACAUAGCAGAGCCUGGAUUUGAACCGCCAAUCUUCCGGUUGAUAGCCCAAAGCCCUACCCACUAGGCUACCACAGGCCCCUGACAUGUAAUGAAAGAAGUAAUGACAUGUAAUGAAAUCUGACAUGUAAUGAAAUAAAUUUAAAGCUGGAGAUGUUAUGAUUCUGCCUGGAGAACAUGAGGAGGAUUACUCAAGAGCCCAGAUAACCUCCAAGGAUCUUCACUGGGAAAUUACAGACGGUAGUGAGAUCUUAAGGUUAGAACGUCUUCCUACAUAACCACAAGAUGCUUUGAAAGAAACUUUGUUGAAUGGUCAGAAAAGACCUAAAAAGACAUCAAACAGUAGAGGUCCUGGGUUGAGGGGUACAUAAUCCCAUUUUUGCACCAUACAUUUUAACCAACUAACAAUAAAAUAGAUUGAAUUAGUUAUUAAUUAUUAAUGAUGUUAAAUAUAGAAGAUGAUGAUAAUGUAAAUAUUUGAUAAAAGAUGCAGUAAGUGUAGCAGUUCUGUUAAUGAUUAAUAAUAAUAUUAACCCUCUGACACAUAGUGGUCACUACGGUGGCGGCUAUUUAAUAGCUGUUUAUUUUUUUUUACAAGCACAGGUUUCCAUGCUUCAAAUGCAUAUCGACCUCUACAAUGGACACUACAGUUUCAAUCAUUUCACUUCUACACUGAUUUGUUGUUCAUUCUCCAUACAGGUGAUUUAAGUUUAUGUUUAUGAUUUUUUUCUUACUCCUCUGUAGUGCUGACAGUCUCCUCAUCAUCUUUUAUCAGAUGCACUUUAUUUUUCUGCUCUUGACAAUAAACACAUACACAACAAGA
This is a messenger RNA of Trichomycterus rosablanca, 3047 nucleotides long. Its product is annotated as butyrophilin-like protein 8. Gene Ontology annotation, cellular component: external side of plasma membrane. The coding region runs from base 111 to 1658 and encodes 515 amino acids. Lineage: Eukaryota; Metazoa; Chordata; Actinopteri; Siluriformes; Trichomycteridae. The record is from RefSeq and is a predicted model, not a curated record. Gene Ontology annotation, biological process: intracellular signal transduction; T cell receptor signaling pathway; regulation of cytokine production. The transcript has 11 exons. Gene Ontology annotation, molecular function: signaling receptor binding.